CACAUAGUGGAGCGGCGAGUUGACUCCCGCGACUGGGAGGAGAAAAGAGUUUAGUCGACAAAAUGCUAUCAGAUAGUGAUGACGAGUAUUUAUUGGAGAACAGUGCCCUCAAAGUUUUAUGUGUUAAAGGUGUUAGGAGUUGUGCUGUGCAUCCAUUGAACGAAAAACGUGAUACUUUAGGUGAAUACCAUCACCUAUUUCCCCAAUUAAAGGAGUAUCCUGAUCAGUUCUUUCAAUACACCAGGAUGGAGUACAGUACCUUUCAGUUCAUUUUAAACCAUAUUCAACCUCAAAUGGUAACAAAAUUCACUAAUUUCGUCAAGCAGCCUAUUGAACCUGAGGAGAAGCUGGUUAUAACAUUGAGGGUAGCCAAAAUGCUAAAUGGGAAAGUCAAUGGUAUAACGAUGGGGUUCAUGAACAUCUUCGGAUUUCAAUUAGGCCUAUGCAUUUUCUUGAUAUUUUCUGUGGAGGCAAAAGAUAUCGCCCUAAAAAUGAGAUAUGUCAUCCGCUACUGCUUUGUAUUUGGAAUAUUAUUUAUAUGUACAAGGAAAUGUCAGAAAAUAAAAGAUAAGAGUCAAGAGUUACGUGAUGCAGUAUACGGGAGUUCAUGGACCGAUAAACCAAGAUGGCUGCGUAAGUCUCUCACUGUCAUGAUAACUAUGGCCAAUAAGGAUCUGCAAAUUUCGCCCUAUGGAAUAUAUGUCCUAGACAUGAGCUACAUGACCAAUAUUAUCAAGGCUUCAUAUACAUACUUCAACAUAUUGAAUACUCUGAAAGCUUGAGUAAAUCUACAAGUAGGUAAGAUCUAGAAUACAAUCUACUUGCAACUGCGGUUGUUACCAACCAUUUGACCAUGUGUAAUCCAAUUUUCAUAAAAAUGAUGG
Nilaparvata lugens (brown planthopper) is the source of this 884-nucleotide messenger RNA. RefSeq lists its product as uncharacterized. The transcript is spliced from 5 exons. The record is from RefSeq and is a predicted model, not a curated record. Lineage: Eukaryota; Metazoa; Arthropoda; Insecta; Hemiptera; Delphacidae. Bases 63 to 782 code for a protein of 239 amino acids. Gene Ontology annotation, molecular function: odorant binding; olfactory receptor activity. Gene Ontology annotation, cellular component: plasma membrane. Gene Ontology annotation, biological process: detection of chemical stimulus involved in sensory perception of smell; sensory perception of smell.